Messenger RNA from Brenthis ino (lesser marbled fritillary), 2388 nucleotides. The record is from the annotation of a GenBank genome assembly. NCBI's taxonomy places the organism in Eukaryota, Metazoa, Arthropoda, Insecta, Lepidoptera, Nymphalidae.
AUGGAUUUAGCUAAGUCUCUAUUUAGCUCACGCGAUCAUGUUGGAUAUGUGGGACGUGAAGAACAUGAACGCAAAAUCAGUGCAGCGUUAGCAGAUGAUGACCCAGAAGAUAUAAUCGAUGCUAUUCGUGGAAUGAAUGUUGCUGACGAAUUAUUACCAGCUCCAGGAGGACCAUUUUCUGCUUUAACUGCAAGUAUGGUUCCCCAAGAUAUUAUGGCAAAGUUAGCACAACCAGAAUCGGAAGGUCAUGGUGGAGGAUUACCGGACUAUAGAUUUGACGAAUUUGGCUUUUGUGUUGAGGAAGAAGAUGGUCCUGAACAAAGCUCUAAUAAAUUGCUCGCCAAUGUUUUUGUUGAAGAUGAUCAACAUCGUCUUCAAUGGGAGUUUUACAGCAAGGAAAUAAGUUUCUCAGAAAGUGAAAAUAAACUGGAAAAAACAGAUAAAUUACAGAAAAUGGUGAAAGAUGGAGUUCCUCAUUCUCUGCGUCCUCAAGUCUGGAUGAACUUAUGUGGUGCUAAUAAAAAAAGAGCAUCAACAGAGAUUACUUAUCAUGAAAUUGUUAGAGCAUCUAGUGAUGAUGGAUUGGUAACAAGUAAACAGAUUGAAAAAGAUUUAGUACAAAUUUUACCUAACAAUGUUUGUUUUUCUCAUCCAACUAGUACUGGUGUCCCUAGGCUUAGGCGUAUUCUUAGAUCUUUAGCUUGGUUAUAUCCAGAUAUUGGUUACUGUCAAGGUACAGGUAUGAUUGCAGCAUCACUUUUAUUACUCAUGGAAGAAGAAGAAGCGUUUUGGAUCAUGUGUACUACUGUUGAAGAUCUUUUACCAGCAUCAUAUUAUUCUUCAACAUUAAUUGGUAUACAAGCUGAUCAAAAAGUUUUACGAAGUUUAAUUUCAACAUAUCUACCAGGUAUUGAUCAAGUCCUUAAUGCUCAUGACAUUGAGCUCUCACUUAUUACAAUGCACUGGUUUCUUACUUUAUAUGCAAAUGUAGUUCAUAUGAAAAUUUUACUAAGGGUUUGGGAUCUAUUCUUUCUAGAUGGUUCUAUAGUACUCUUUAAAGUGACAUUAGCCAUGCUUAAAAUCAAAGAAAAUAGAUUUAAUGAAAUAUCAAAUUCUGCACAGAUUUUUAAUGCAUUAUCAGAUAUUCCUGGAGAAAUUGAUGAUGUAGAUCUCUUAAUUAAAACGAUAGAUGAAGUGUGUGGUGAGACUCUUAGCCCAGCAUUGAUUGAAACCCACCGCAGAAGACAUUUGGCUUAUCUUAUGGCUGACCAAGGUGCUUUAGUUGGAAAUCCAAAUGCAGUACCAAAUCUUCCAAAACAGCAGUUACAAAGACGUCAAAUCAAGAGAAGUAAGUCAGUGAUCCAAACUAUUCUCUUUGGUGAUGACAGUAACAAUGAAGAUGCUGUAUCUAAGAAUGUUAAACAAACAGAAAUUCUAGUUGACUUAAGGGAAGCGAUAUUACAAGUUGCCCGUCAUUUUCUUGCCCUGGAACCUCAAUUGGCAUCUGAGGUUCAACUAACAGCUGAUUAUAGUAUGCAAAGUCACGCAGCAGAUAGGGAACGAUAUGUCAAUGUAUCCAGAAGCAAAAGAAGGCGAGCUAAAGCUUUACUUGACUUUGAAAGAAGAGAUGGUGAUGAGUUGGGUUUCAGAAAAAAUGAUGUGAUAGAAGUUAUAAGUUCUAGAGAUGAACAUUGCUGGAUCGGAGAAUUAAAUGGUUUAAGAGGCUGGUUUCCGGCACGUUUUGUUAAAUUAUUAGAUGAAAAAGGAGUUAAGUACAGCAGGGCUGGUGAUGACUCGGUAACAGAAAAAGCUGCUCAUCUAGUGAGAGGUGUUCUAGCCCCAGCUUUUAAGAGAGUUUUAUUACAUGGUAUCAAAAAACCUAGUUUCUUAGAUGGUCCUUGCCAUCCAUGGCUGUUUAUAGAAGAAGCUUCAUCAAGGGAAGUAGAAAAAGAUUUCAAUUCUGUAUAUAGUCGCUUAGUUUUGUGUAAAACAUACAGAUUAGAUGAAGAUGGCAAAGUACUUACACCAGAAGAAUUAUUAUACAGAUGCGUUCAAGCAAUUAAUCUUUCUCAUGACAAUGCCCAUGCACAAAUGGAUGUAAAAUUACGCACCUUGAUUUGUAUGGGAUUAAAUGAAGAGGCUUUACAUUUAUGGUUGGAAGUAUUAUGUUCUUGUGUAGAUGUGGUGCAGAAAUGGUAUCAUCCCUGGUCAUUCAUUAAUUCUCCUGGCUGGGUUCAAAUUAAAUGCGAGUUGAGAAUUUUAUCUCAGUUUGGUUUUAAUCUAAAUCCUGAUUGGGAGCUUCCACUCAAAAAAGAUACGCAAAAUCAACCACUGAAAGAAGGUGUGAGAGAUAUGCUGGUUAAACAUCAUUUGUUUUCUUGGGAUCUG